Messenger RNA from Chiloscyllium plagiosum (whitespotted bambooshark), 1448 nucleotides. The record is from RefSeq and is a predicted model, not a curated record. NCBI's taxonomy places the organism in Eukaryota, Metazoa, Chordata, Chondrichthyes, Orectolobiformes, Hemiscylliidae.
AUAAAAAUGUGUUGUGCUCUUUUUUUUCCUAGGUGUCCACUGUUCAUGUUUGUUAGGACAAAUGUGGAGAGCACCUGGUGGCAUGAACAUCUCUCUGAAGAAAACAUUCAGCAUUUAAAAAAAUUGGUUCCUGAAGAAUAUAAAUUAAUGACCAACAGAAAAUCUUGCCCACUAAAAGAUGAGCCAUGGCCCAGGUUACCUUGGGUGCCAGGCACUCGGAGGGUUGGACUUGUUGCAGUGAAGUUGGGGAUGAUGCCUUUGUGGACGAAAGGGGGUGAGAAACAUGCAGUCACGUUACUUCAGGUUCAAGAUUGUCAUGUUGUAUCAUAUACACCGAAAGAAAAAUAUGGUGGCAAGAGGCCUGCAUUGGUAGUUGGUGGCAAAAAUGCAUCACCGUUUAAAAAACCGGGGUUUGUUAUGGAAAAGUACAGGCUAGCAGGGAUACCUCCGAAACAGAAAAUCUCAGUUUUCAGGGUGUCUGAAAAUGCUAUUAUUAAACCAGGUACUCCGUUGUAUGCUGCUCAUUUUCGGCCAGGACAGUACGUGGAUGUCACAGCAAAAACAAUUGGCAAAGGUUUUCAGGGAGUUAUGAAAAGGUGGGGAUUUAAAGGCCAGCCUGCAACUCAUGGACAGACGAAAACCCAUAGAAGGCCGGGAGCAUCAGGCCCUGGGGGUGACCCUGCCAGAGUUUUUCCUGGGAAGAAAAUGCCUGGAAAAAUGGGGAACGUCUAUAGAACAGCAUUUGGAUUAAAGGUCUGGAGAGUGAAUACAAAAGAGAAUAUCCUUUAUGUUCAUGGAUCAGUCCCAGGACACAAAAACUGCCUUGUGAAGGUCAAUGACACUACAUUGCCUACUCAUCAGCAAGACAAUGAGAAUCCACCAUUCCCAACAUACUUUGCUGAUGGCGAUGAAGAACUGCCUGAAGACCUGUUUGAUGGCGCAGUAUUUCAGUUCACUGAGCCCUCUAUCAUCAUCUCCUGAUGUUUGACACUGUCGAGGUGUUCUGUUGGCAGCUACUCAUCCUCCAGAUGUCCUGCCUUAACUUUGUUUCGUUUCAGAGACCGUUCUUCCACGUAUUGACCCGUGCCGCUGAGCUGUCGGGUGAGGUGUAAGGGGAAAGAAACUCAAUUGACAGGGAAAACCUGACCACCAAAUGAAUAAGUUUAAGAAGAAUGUUUGGAGGCUGUUAGUUCUAACUGUGCAUGGGAUUAAUUUGAUGGCCCAGAAUAUUCCACGAUUUUCAGCAGCAUGAGUUUGUCAGAGGGACCUGGACAACAUCAUGAAAGAGAAAAAAAAGUUCUGCCAAACUAUGAAGGUUUUAUUCUUUUGUAACUUAGAGCUGUAAUUUAUGCAGUCCAUACUAUCCAAGUUAUGUGAAAUAUAGAUACCAAGGGAGGCCACCUCUGGCUGAAAAUAUAUGUAUGAAUUAAAAUAUUUGUAGAAAAUAA